Arvicola amphibius (Eurasian water vole) is the source of this 1278-nucleotide messenger RNA. RefSeq names its product mitochondrial ribosomal protein S2 (gene Mrps2). The record is from RefSeq and is a predicted model, not a curated record. NCBI's taxonomy places the organism in Eukaryota, Metazoa, Chordata, Mammalia, Rodentia, Cricetidae. Gene Ontology annotation, biological process: translation. The transcript has 4 exons. The coding region runs from base 49 to 921 and encodes 290 amino acids. Gene Ontology annotation, molecular function: structural constituent of ribosome. Gene Ontology annotation, cellular component: mitochondrial small ribosomal subunit; ribosome.
CUGCCUGGCAGGAAACGUCUCAGCGGCGUUUCUGUCCACGCGCCAACCAUGGCUCCUUCUCCGGCCGUGCUGACCCGGUUGCUGUGUGCAGGUGUGUGGCGCUGGCCAAGUUUCCUGCAGAAGGCGGCCCCGGGCCCGGCGGGGCUGAAUGGUAGGACGGUGUCGGGAGCCCAAGUCCCAGUGGUCAGCGAGCCCCAGGACGACGACGAUCUCCAGAGCAGGAUCCUAGAUGUCCCGUUGCAACAUUCGGACUUCUUCAAUGUAAAGGAGCUGUUUUCUGUGAAGAGCCUCUUCGAGGCCCGAGUACACCUGGGCCAUAAAGCCGGUUGCCGGCAUAGGUUUAUGGAGCCAUACAUCUUUGGAAACCGCCUGGGCCAAGACAUCAUCGACCUGGAACAGACAGCCUUGAACCUACAGCUGGCCUUGAACUUCACCGCUCACGUGGCCUACCGCAAGGGCAUCAUCCUGUUCGUGAGCAGGAAUCGGCAGUUCUCUCACUUGAUCGAGAAGACAGCCCAGGACUGCGGAGAGUACGCCCACACGCGCUACUUCAAGGGUGGUCUGCUGACUAAUGCACACCUCCUCUUUGGGCCCACAGUCCGCCUGCCAGACCUCAUCAUCUUCCUGCACACGCUCAACAAUGUCUUUGAGCCCCAUGUGGCUGUGAGGGAUGCUGCCAAGAUGAACAUCCCCACGGUGGGCAUUGUGGACACCAACUGCAACCCGUGCCUCAUCACCUACCCUAUCCCUGGCAACGAUGACUCGCCCCAAGCUAUCCAGCUCUUCUGCAAGCUUUUCCGGACCACCAUCAACCGGGCCAAGGAAAAGAGGAGGCAGAUGGAGGCGCUGCAUCGGCUGCAGAGUUCCAGGGGGCCUGAGGGCAGUGGGACAUCUGCACCUGAUAAAAGCCAUUCCCCAUGACGGGAACCUCUGCUCCCACACUAGACAGCCAAGCCUGUUCUGAGCAGGAAGCUCCUGUCCAACCCUGCCUGUAUCCCCAUCUUCAGCAUCAGAGUCCUAUAUUUCCAAGGUCUGGCCACUCCAGAGUCCGAUCAUCCUGAGUUAAACCUGGUCUGCCUUUUUUUCUGGGAACAAACUCAAGUAAAGUACAUAUCCAUGUGGCCUCUGGCAUCCAUUAAGACUUGGACAUAGCUAGCCAAGUGGAAGGCACUGUUUCUCUUUUGUCAAGAAGCCCUUGCUUCCACUUUGGGUCUGUAUCAGGUGGGUUCCAUUUGAUCACUUUUCAAUUAAAAUUAAUACUUCAUUCUCUGUCAGAAA